CGCCGCGCCCCACGGGACUUCCGCCGGGAGCUCCGGGAGUUGGCCUUUCCCCCUCUCGCAGCGCCUCGGGCCGCGCGGGGCUCGGUGCAUCGGGGAAAGACGGCCGGGCCCGCCGUUGCCGCUGCUGCCGAGGCCGGGCCAGGGUUCCGGGCGGACCCCGCGGGCUCAGGAGGGUGGAGGCAGCCCACCCCCAUCACCUCUGUCACCGGAUGCUCUGGGCCGUGUCACCUCUGUCACCCCAGACGUCCCCGUGUGGAGGACGCUCCGCGGACGACGAGUACAGGGCCCACGGGCCUCGGGAGCAGCAGGGCGUUGAGGCGUCUGGAGUGGCGCAGCCCACGGCCGACCUGAAGCUAGCCUUCACAGACGGGCGGCCUGCUAUCCUGAGGGAGGGUGACCACGUCAGCACUCUGGGGAGGCCUGCCAGGACCGUGAGGAUCCCACAGUUGCUCCAUCAGUGGAAGAGUCCAGAAAAGGGAGCCAUUUCUAAGGUCCUCCCUCCUCGAGCUGCCUGUCACCUCCCUGGCCCCACCUUGAGGAUGGACCUGCCAGACACAGCUGGAGACCCCACCGGCGACCCUGUUGGGACCAAGGGCUGUUCUGCGGGCCUGGACCCGCCUCUGUUCCUGCAGGCCCUGCAUGCACUGUGGCCCGCGCGGGAGCUGCAGCAGCUCCGGGAGGAGGCCCGGCGGGGCUUCGCGGCCCUGGCCGACCCGCGGAUGGUGCUCCUGGACAUACUGGAGAGCAGCAGGGGCUGGCGUCGGAAGGGCCCCUCCCUGGAGGCCUGGCUCACCUGGGAGCUGGCGCACUGGCUGCCCGCACAGCCGCUCCCAGGGCUGGCCCAGGGCAGCUUGGGGCUGAAGCAGCUGCAGGUCCGUGCAGUCAGAGUCCUCGCUGAGAGCCCCUCUAGUCUCGUGGAGCCGCUGGUCAGCAUCUUCCAGCUGCAGGACGCAGACCGGGGUCCCCUGCUGACUCACGUCCACUGGCUCCACCAGGAAGGCAAGUUCAAAGAAGCUGCUCUGCUGGGCCUGAAGCUGAUGCUGCAGCCACUACUUGGUGUUGAAAAGAUGAGCACCCCGCUGCUCCUGCAGGACAGGAUGGCCCUCGCAGAGCGCUACGUAGCCGGCUUCCCAGACCUCCAGAGGAGGCUGCUGGCCCUCCUGGACUCCUGGUGCCAGCCCGGCUUUGACAUCAGAGUUGUGGCCAGGCAGCUCCCGCAGGUGACCCCCCUGCUGCUGGAGAGGCUGAGCCCCAGAGUGCUGAGUCGGCAGGUCCUGAGCCUGCGGGAGCGGCAGGGCCUGGACCCAGGCUCCGUCCCCCUCGCUCUCAGUGUGGCCUCAGGUUCCCAAGCGGCCUCCUGGGGUCUGGAGCCCUCAGGUCCCGGGCAGGAAGGAGGAGGAGCAGUGCCCCAGAGUCACCGGCUGGCCAGCUGUGUGUGGACGGUGGCCCCACCACAAGGGCACUCCCUGUGCUGGAACGCUGUUGUCCCCACGCCGUCGCUCAGCAGCGCCUGGCGGCCCUGCGCCACCUGUGCCGUGAGCAUUUCGUGGAGGGCAGCUGGUCUCGGGAGAACUGGACUGAGCAUGUGCAGGUUCCUGGACGAGGAUCCAGACACGGAGCCUCAGGGCCGCCCACCCUGCUCCGAAGCUCCGAGAGGCAGAUCCCGACGGGCCCUGGUGGGACAGGACGACCGGCUGCAGGACGAGCUGCUGCGGUGGCUGGCCUCUCCCGACAACCAGGCCGUGGCCGCCCAGUGCGUCCUGGACCUCUCGCUGCCUGAGGCGCAGCUGCCAGCCUCGGUGGCCGCUGAGCUCCGCCGGCUCAAACUCCAGGGGCGGGCUGCUGAGGUGCGUUCCGAGAGCCGAAGGGAUGAUUUCUACCAGCUGCCCAUCGCCAGCGGGGACAUCCAUUUCCUGGCCUCCUGGGAGGACCUAGCCAGGCAUGAGGAGGAGCUCCUAUAGCCCGGCCAGGUGCUCGCUGUGGACCUGGAGUGGCGACCCUCGUUUGGCAGGGGCCGGCCCCAGGCGUCCAUCCUGCAGCUGGCGGCGAAGGACCGUGUGUUCCUGGUGGACCUGCGGCCAGUGGGAGGGCAGGUGUCCCAGGCCUUCUCCAGGCUGGACACCCAGAUGCUCUCGGAUCCCUCCGUCACUAAGGUGGGUUACGGGAUGUCAGGGGAACUUCGGAGCCUGGGUGCUUCCUGCCCUGCCCUCGCGCACGCGGAGGAGCAGCUGUGGGGCGGUCUAGAUCUGCUGCAGGUGCACAGACAGAUGCGGGUGGGAGACAAGCCAGCUCUAGGCAGAGGUGAGGCCAGGGGGCUGCGGGGCCUCAGCCUCCUGGCGCAGCAGGUUCGGGGGGUUCGGGGCGGGUGCCGCAGCUCUCACUGGGACCAGCGGCCGCUGAGCGAGGGGCAGCUGGUGUACGCAGCUGCUGAUGUAUGCCUGCUGGAGGUGUACCAGGCUCUGUGCAGAGACCCUGCCCGGUUCUGCCUGUCUGAGGACCUGGCCAGGAGCCUGAGGCCAGCAAGCAGUGAGAGGUCAGAGGCCUGGGAGCCGCCCGGCCUGCAGGAGGCCUCAGCCUUGGCUUGGCCGGGUCGGCCCUCAGAGCUCUCACCCCCAUCAAGACCAGGGAGGGGGUCAGGGGCCCACGGGCUGCUGAGUCAAGCCUUGUGGCAGGAGCCUGUGGCUGAGAAGCAGGACGCCGCCCCCGAGGUCCCCGUCAGGGCCUUCUGUGCAGUGUGUGACAGCAUGCUCCAUGGGCUGGCCCGGAGCCUGCGAUGCCUGGGGGCCGACGUGCUGACACUGGGCGCCGGCGAGGACCACCGCAGGGCUGCGGAGGUUGCCAGGCAGGAGGGAAGGAUCAUCUUGAUCUCAGGGCUGCCGUACCACAAGCUCUGGGCCCAGGUCGGGGCUGGGCGCUGCAUGUCGGUAGACUGCUCUCUCAAGGCCCAGCAGCAGGCAAAGGCCGUGCUCAAGCAUUUCAACCUGUGCAUCACCCCUGCCGACCUCUUCAGCCGCUGCCAGGCCUGUAACUGCGACCAGUACCUGAAGGUCUCCAAGGAGAUGAUGAAGCAGCUGGUGUGGCUUGGCAGCCACCGGGAAGGCCCCAGCAGCACAGGUGAUGAGGCCAGCUCCAGCGCAGACUUACAGGAGGCAGGCUCAGCCCCGGAGGAGGCCCCUGGGAGCUGCACCCAUGACCUGCCCUGCCGCUGGCUGGAGUCGGCCGACCUGCAGUCCCACGCGCCCGCCGUCCUGCGCAACGGCACCCGACUGCAGCUGGCGGGGGUCCCGGAGGGCGUGCUGCAGCGGCAGGGCGCACGCCCUUUCUACUGCUGCACCGGCUGUGGCAAGGUCUUCUGGGAGGGCUCCCACCUGGGCCGCAUCACCACACAUUUCCUCGAAGUCCUGGAUGGGGCCUCCAGGCCCUGCCGCCCCCUGCCCUGUCCUGUCAGCGGCCUCCCCUGAGGACAGGGCCCCAGGCCCCGCUGGUCUGCAUCUCCCUCCCAGGCUCUCUGCACACACCCCAGUGCUCCCCACUGGCAUGCCAGCAGGGUUCCAGCCCCGCGCAGAAGCUGGAGCAAGGUGGAGGGGAUCAAGGUUUUCCACACGGGCAGGAUGCUCGGACCCUGAGCCGAGAGCCGCCUGACAUUCAGGAAUGAGGCCGGCGGAAGGUGGGAAGGACACGCCUGGCAGAGGAAAUGGCACAAAGGCCCAAGGGUGGGACCCAAGUGGCUCCCCGAGCGCCGGGCUCAGUGGGCUGGGGGGUGGGGGCACAGGUCCCCCCACCGUGCUGGUGGUCCCCUCCCUUUGCUGUAGCAGCCCCUACCCCCGCUCCUGCCACUACCCCACUCUGCUGGCAUUCUCAGGCCAAGGGCCAAGCCUCCAGGCCAAGCAGGACAGGACCUUCUCCCCUUCCCCCAAGUAGUUCCCAGCCAGGCUGGCCCUCCGGGGUCCUCUGAUUCCUGGGGAGUAAUAUGGUGGGGGGAGCUUCCCAGGCACCGGGGCCCAGUCCUGCCUGGUGCCAGGGGCAGUGCAGCCACCCUCUAGGAAGACAUCCAUUGUGUACUGGAAGGCCAUGGCCUGGAGGGGAGGUGGCCCCUCUGAGUUUGUGGCUCUGGCUCCCUUGCUGGCCUCCUGCCCUCACCCCCAUCCUCCCCCCACUCCCCGCCACAUGGAGGCUGGGCGGCCUCCUCUCAUGAAAGAGGCAGCAGCCGAAGUCAGAAGGGGGCCUGCACACAAGACCCUCUCCCACAACUGCAGGAAGCAGCUGCUUCUUCACCCACUCAGAGGGAAACUGAGGCACAGGCACUCAUGGCUGGCACCCUGAGGGCCCAUGGGCACUGGUGCCAGGUGGGCAGGGAGAGGAGCCUAGACAGCACCUUGCCCUCGCUGCCUCCUCCUGGCUCACCCUCCAGGAAUGUGCCCCCCCACACAUCCCUUUCCUGUCCUUCCUGCCUUGAACGGAAAUCAGCUCAGAUUUGGCUGAGGAGCCCGGGCGGAAGCUUCUGGGCUUCGGGGGCCUGGGAGCUGGGGCGGGGCUGCCACCUCUGCCCAGGGCAGGGAGCACCUGCGGGUCCAGGUGUGAUGGCCUCAGGUACCAGGUGGGCACUGGCCGUGCCAGGCCUGCCACCGCCCGGGCUGGGGGUCAUGCUGAAAGGCCAUACAGACGACCUGCCACAUCCCCCAACCUCUUCUUUCCCUGGAAGUGCCCCCUGUGCACCAGGCGCUCAGACCCCAGCAACUCUGGGGUCACUGCACAGACAGACGGAGAGGCUCCGAGGCCAGGGCCAGGCUGGGUGGGAUCUGUGUCAGGGCCAAGUCUGCAAACUGGCCUCCCCCACCUUUUGGUCACUGCUGAGCCUGAGGGUCAAGCUGGGCUGCCAAGGUGAGCGGGCAAGCCAGACCCCCACCAGGGGCGGGGGACCCUCUGUGGUUGGGAUGAUGCUUCUAAGAGCCAGACCACCCACCCUGUCCUAGGCGGCAGCCCUGAGCCUGCUCUCCUGCGGCAGGGUAAGGAGGAAGCCGCCAGGGUGCUGGCCCCACUGCCAGCCCCAGCUGCUUCCUGGAAGCUCUCCUCCGGCCCAGGGCCCUGGGGUGGGUUGCAGCUGGCCCUCAGCAGAAAGAGGCCAGAACAAGGGACAAGCGUGGGGAGACGGGAGACCAAGUCUCUUCGCUGUUCCUCUGGGCAGGCCCAGCCCCAGCACCCCUCUGCCCUGUGUACCUCUAGAGGGAGAAGAGGGUGGCCAAGAGGGGCCCUUUCUCAGUGUGCCCCUCACAGCGGCGCUGGUGCCACCCAGCCUGCCCUCCGCCUCCCCCCCCUCUGCUGCCCAGGCUGGCUGUCUCCCUCCGGGGACCCUCCGGGGACCCUCCGGGGCUCACGUGCUCACUGCCCUCCUAGCUUGGCUCUACAGCAAACCCUGGGUCCUGAGCCAUCAGGGGGUCCACCCAAAGAGCCUUCUGAGGCCCCAGGAUGCCUUAGGCCCCCUUCCAGGCUAGGGGGUCAGGCACCAGGCCCCCAGGGUGGGCUCCGGUCCUAGUGCCAGGCCAUGCCCUGCAGCCUGCCCGGCCAGAGCCCAGCACGGACUGUCUGCCGAAGUUCCUGCCCUGGGCGUCCUUCCUCCGCUCUGGCUCUGGCCGGGGCUGAGUGUUUGUUAUUUGAUCUCUAUCCUCUCGGCCCUUCUACCAGGUGUCUGGGCUGCUGGGAAGAAACACUCUCCUCUUUCCCACGCUCCCCGACACAUUUUAAUGAAUUAGCUGGAAGCCCCGCCCCCACUGCCCGCCCGCUUGCUGGCCCUCCCUCCCCUGCCCGGUGCCUUUAAGGUGGCCGCAGGCCUUGGCCCAGCUCUGGGCAGCCGCCUCUUCUUCGUGGUCCUCCCCAGGCUGCCCCACCCAGAUCUUCCCGGCCCAUAUCCCAGAAUGCUCCCCAGGCUGCCCCACCCCUACCCACACGGCUUCCCCACCGCCCACUGCUCUGAGUCUGGAAAGGAAGAAGGGGCCCUUUGCCACCCCAGCCUCCGCCCCUCCAUGGCCCUGUGGGCUGGCGCCCCUGGGCCAGGAUCCUCAGAGCUGAUGCAGAGAAGGAUGGGGCACAGCUACGUGGUCAGAGUUCAGUGGGUCUCCACAGAUCCCAACUCAGGGGUUUCUCCUCCCAGCCAGAACCGCCGGCCUGUUUGUGGAAGUGACACCACCAAGAGAGCCACAAACACCAGAGAGGGGUUUCUCUGAGCCCCAGGGCAGGGCCUGACUGAUGGCGGGCCUCUCCCCUUCCCUCCAAGGCAUUUGGAACAAAUGUCCUCCUUCUGGACUGCUCCUUCAGCAAAUAGGGGCGAGGGCCCUGGGACCCCUCUUCUCUCCUUUCCUCAACCCGGGCAGCUCCUAGCGUGUGGAGCAGACUGGCUCAGAAUGAACGAACCACCCCCCAGCCACGGUGGAGAAUUCCAUCUGCUCCCCAGGGACACUGUGACCGUCACCUGAACCCCACAAUGGCAGGCCUGGCUACACCUGUUCGACCCUCACACAGAACCCUGGGUGUGGCAGGAGACAACCUCUGCCUGGACUCUUACGGCCAUGCUGGUCCAGCUGGGGGGCACCCAAACCACCGAUUUCAUGCCCCGUGGUGGCGGCCGCACAUUCCCACGCGGAGCUCACAGGGCCCCUUUGUCUGCCCUCCCUGAAGCCCUCGCGGUGUCAAUGGGGCUUUUCUCCCAGGCUCUGCUCCCUGGCACAGCGGGGUCUCCAAGAUGCCCUUCUUCAGGUCCAGGGACCUGAGCCCACCUGGGCUAGGGCCUGUCUUUGAGCCCACUGCCUUCCGGGGGCGGCCCUGGGCACCGUCCAGAGCUGAGGAUGUGUUCUCAGAGGGCCCUGCCGUCCACACCCAGCCCUGUUCCCGGGAGAAGCAGGGGGCUACAUGCCUGCCUAGCAGGUCACAGCCCUGCACGGGGUCUCACGCUCGCUCACCUGGUCUGAGAGUCACCAUCCAGAGGGAGUUACAGGCCCCAAUGGACAGGUCCUAUGCCCUCUUUCCUGGUACUGGGGAGUUGCCGGGAAGGGGGUGCUGGAGGUGACCAAGGGCCCUGCCCUCCAGGUGUCCACACUCCAGCAGCAUCUGUUCCCAGGCCCCCUUACUGGGCCCAGGGACACUUGAGGGUAAGAUGAGCGGGACAAGGGAAGGGUUCCUGAUACCAGCAGCCCCCAGGUUCCAACCACAGCUGGACCUAGCACAGAGCUCCGCCAAGCCUGGGCUUACCCAACAGCACAGUGGGGAGCUCCUGGGGGGACCAAGUCUGAGCGGAACAGCUGGACUACCAGGCAGACCACCAGCCUCGGGGAGACCAAGUGAGGGACUCCGGGAGCUCCGGCGGUCAGGAGGACCCCACAACUGGCCGCUGCAGUCAAUCCUGAGGGUAGCUGACCAGAGGCAGCCAGCCCUGCGGUGGCCUUACCCAGUUUUGCCUAUGGUUUGGCUGUGACUCCCCCAGAGCACACAGCAAGAUGGGGGCACCCCACGCAUGUGUCCAGACCUGGACCACCAGGCAGACACCACGGGAGCCCAUCCUGAAACGAGGCCUAGCAGGGUGGUCUCCCCUGAUAAGGCCUGGUUGCCUGGUGGGAACUCCCAGCGGCUUCUGUUGGGAGAGCAAGCUUCCAGGGGGCUCCCCGGCUGCCCUAAGCCUGCUGCUCUGAGACCGUUCCUGCCCGAUUCCCAGCCACCGCAGCCCAGCUAUAAACUGUAAAAUCCUAAUGAGGAAAUUUGGCGGCAGUAUUAGAGCAUCAAUAAAAAAUGGGU
Lutra lutra (Eurasian river otter) is the source of this 7782-nucleotide messenger RNA. It is a transcript of the gene EXD3, whose product is annotated as exonuclease 3'-5' domain containing 3. The record is from RefSeq and is a predicted model, not a curated record. Lineage: Eukaryota; Metazoa; Chordata; Mammalia; Carnivora; Mustelidae. Gene Ontology annotation, molecular function: 3'-5' exonuclease activity; nucleic acid binding. Gene Ontology annotation, biological process: nucleobase-containing compound metabolic process.